Molecule: messenger RNA, 1086 nt
Organism: Microcebus murinus (gray mouse lemur)
Lineage: Eukaryota; Metazoa; Chordata; Mammalia; Primates; Cheirogaleidae
Source: RefSeq, a predicted model, not a curated record
GUCUGUCCUCUGCUUGGCCGCAGUGUUCGGCAUGAUCAUCACCAUCGGGCAGUCGAUCGUGUACGUCAUGACGGGCAUGUACGGGGACCCCUCGGAGAUGGGCGCCGGCAUCUGCCUGCUGAUCACAAUCCAGCUUUUCGUCGCGGGCCUGAUCGUGCUCCUUCUGGACGAACUCCUGCAGAAGGGCUACGGCCUCGGCUCCGGCAUCUCCCUCUUCAUCGCCACCAACAUCUGCGAGACCAUCGUGUGGAAGGCCUUCAGCCCAACCACCGUCAACACCGGCCGAGGGAUGGAGUUCGAAGGCGCCAUCAUCGCGCUCUUCCACCUCCUGGCCACCCGCACGGACAAGGUGCGCGCCCUCCGCGAGGCCUUCUACCGCCAGAACCUGCCCAACCUCAUGAACCUCAUCGCCACCAUCUUCGUGUUCGCCGUGGUCAUCUACUUCCAGACCGCGGUGUGGACGCUCAGAGGCAAAAAUCGGAUUCCCUCGUCCAGUCUGAGGGGGGCGCGGAGGCCGGGCCUCCACGUGUGUGUUUUCCGCCCGUCCCAGGACACGUCCUCGGGGGGCCCGGCCCGCGCCUACCCGGUGGGCGGCCUCUGCUACUACCUGUCCCCUCCGGAGUCGUUCGGGUCGGUGCUGGAGGACCCCGUGCACGCCGUGGUCUACAUCGUGUUCAUGCUGGGCUCCUGCGCGUUCUUCUCCAAGACCUGGAUCGAGGUCUCGGGCUCCUCCGCCAAGGACGUGGCCAAGCAGCUGAAGGAGCAGCAGAUGGUCAUGCGGGGCCACCGGGAGACGUCCAUGGUCCACGAGCUCAACCGGUACAUCCCCACGGCGGCGGCCUUCGGCGGGCUGUGCAUCGGGGCGCUGUCGGUGCUGGCCGACUUCCUGGGCGCCAUCGGCUCGGGCACGGGCAUCCUGCUGGCCGUCACCAUCAUCUACCAGUACUUCGAGAUCUUCGUCAAGGAGCAGAGCGAGGUCGGCAGCAUGGGGGCGCUGCUCUUCUGAGCCUCCGCGCCCGGCCUCCCCGCCCGGCCUCCGCGCCGCCCCAGCCCCCCCACCCCCAAUGCCACGCGUGUUUUGCAGUU